Messenger RNA from Electrophorus electricus (electric eel), 2002 nucleotides. The record is from RefSeq and is a predicted model, not a curated record. NCBI's taxonomy places the organism in Eukaryota, Metazoa, Chordata, Actinopteri, Gymnotiformes, Gymnotidae.
CGGAACGUUUAGCGUUAGCUAGCAGCUUGGAUAGAGGGGAAUGAUGGAUACGUUACAUAAGCUUAAACAAUUUGAUGCUUACCCGAAAACUCUAGAAGACUUUAGAAUCAAAACAUGUGGUGGAGCGACGGUUACUAUCAUUAGUGGACUUAUUAUGCUGAUCCUGUUUUUCUCGGAGUUACAGUAUUAUCUAACCAAGGAGGUCCAUCCUGAACUGUUUGUGGAUACUUCAAGAGGAGACAAGCUCAAGAUUAACAUAGAUAUUAUAUUCCCUCAUAUGCCGUGUGCCUACCUGAGUAUUGAUGCCAUGGAUGUAGCAGGAGAACAGCAGCUGGAUGUGGAGCACAACUUGUUCAAACAAAGGCUGGACAAAGAUGGCAAGCCAGUCAACAUUGAAGCAGAGAAACAUGAUCUAGGCAAAGAUGAGGGUGAAAUCUUUGACCCUAGCAAGCUUGAUCCUGAUCGUUGUGAGAGCUGCUAUGGAGCAGAGACUGAAGAGUUAAAGUGCUGUAACACCUGUGAGGAUGUUCGAGAGGCAUACCGGAGGCGUGGCUGGGCCUUUAAAACGCCGGACACCAUUGAGCAGUGCAAGAGAGAGGGCUUCAGUCAAAAGAUGCAGGAGCAAAAGAAUGAGGGAUGCCAGGUCUAUGGUUUCCUCGAGGUCAAUAAGGUGGCAGGUAAUUUCCAUUUUGCCCCUGGAAAGAGCUUUCAACAGUCUCAUGUACAUGUGCAUGCUGUGGAAAUUCAUGAUUUGCAGAGCUUUGGACUGGACAAUAUCAACAUGACUCAUCUGAUUAAACAUCUCUCAUUUGGGAAAGACUAUCCUGGAAUCAUCAACCCUCUAGAUGGCACUAAUAUUGCCGCACCUCAAGCGUCGAUGAUGUAUCAGUACUUUGUGAAAAUAGUACCAACAGUUUACGUUAAAGGAGAUGGAGAGGUGGUGAAAACAAAUCAAUUUUCAGUGACCAGGCAUGAAAAAGUAGCCAAUGGACUGAUCGGAGAUCAGGGUUUGCCUGGUGUAUUUGUGCUUUACGAACUCUCUCCCAUGAUGGUCAAAUUCACAGAGAAGCAGCGGUCAUUCACUCAUUUUUUAACAGGAGUAUGUGCUAUUAUAGGUGGGGUUUUCACAGUUGCUGGGCUGAUCGAUUCUUUAAUAUACCACUCAGCAAGGGCCAUACAGAAGAAGAUUGAAUUGGGAAAAGCUUCCUAGCGACAUCUCUGUCCAUACUAUGAACAUUACAGGUGCAUUAUAGACUCCAGGAAACUUGUAUCUGUUGGAAGGGAUGAUUCCCACCUGCUUUUGUGUGUGUGUGUGUGUGUGUAUGUGUGUGUGUGUGUGUGUGUGUGUGUGGCCACAGAGAUUCCUCUUUGAACAUGCCCCUACCACACACAAGUACCUCAGCAGGAUUUGCAGUUUACCAGAGAGACUGGGUAACUGGGUUUCACCAGUAACUGGACCGCUGCAGGGUUAAUUUGUAACAGUGAUGCACUACUGAACAAAAUUAUUUGUUAGAGAAAGAAAAUUGCUCUCCUGAAAGCCUGGUGUUUGCAGCAUCGGUUGUCAAGCACCCCUGAUCUCACCACAUUUUUGUUCUGUUCCAGUUGUUAACAAAUCUAAUAAUUCUUGAUUACUUAGACCAGGUGUGUUUUAAGAUGACAUAGGACAAGUGUGAUUAAUUUGAAUUAUCUCCAAGUACCCCUGGGCUGGACCGACAAAUUCCAAAUAACUUUUUUUUUUGUUGUUGUUUAUUUGUUUUUCUCUUAACUAAAUCAUACUUUGGUUUGAUUCAUUGUCUUAUGUGAUUACUUAAUUCAAUACUAGGGAAAACAUAACUGCUUUUGUAGGCUCUGUGUGUAUGCUUUUUCAGAAAUCUGCAACUGUAGCUGAUAAGGUGUCUGCUCUGUAUUUGAACAGCAGUUAUCAUUAUGAUCAUCAUGGUGACUAACUCAAAUGUACAACCUGAUCAUGGCAGAUACUAAAGCAGGUUCUACUUUAUCACAU